Lingula anatina is the source of this 4287-nucleotide messenger RNA. RefSeq lists its product as uncharacterized. The record is from RefSeq and is a predicted model, not a curated record. Gene Ontology annotation, molecular function: calcium ion binding. NCBI's taxonomy places the organism in Eukaryota, Metazoa, Brachiopoda, Lingulata, Lingulida, Lingulidae. Gene Ontology annotation, biological process: cell-matrix adhesion.
AGGCCACUAUUUUCACCAGUGUUGCAAUACAGCUUGUCGAACAGAGCCUCAUUCAGGUUAACCUAAAAAAUGGGACUGAAGAAGAGCUGGAGGUUUUUAUAAACUGCACUAUGAUUGACAUUGAAAACUUCACCAACGAUACCAGCACGCAUUCCUCGCUGUCUGACACGGUGCUGCUCUCACGUCCAGAGAAUAAUUCGUUCCAAGUGACGCAUGAAAACGGAAUAACCGUAUCUGCGAAAGCUCUUAAGGGUGCAUUAUCGAUAACCUUGGAAGUUCCUGAAACCUUUGAAAAUCGCACCAAGGGCCUGAUGGGAGUGUUUAACAACGACAAAAGUGAUGACCUCACGCCUAGCAACGGUGCACCAAUACCUGAGACGUCAUCAGAAGCUGAUAUAUACCACCAGUUUGGAAUGACGUGGAUGGUGACGAACGAGACAACCAUAUUCUGCUACCAGCCUGGCGAGAGCUACGAGAUCUACAACUUCCCGAACUUCACACCCAUGUUCACUGACAACAUUACAUUCGCAAACGCUACACUGCAAGCGGCAGCUGAAGCCCUCUGUGGGUCUGAUUUGUCAUGCCUCUUUGAUACAGCCCAAACAGGGGACCUAAGUUUUGGCGCAGUAACUCUCAGCGAAAAAAUCGCCAGUGACAAAGCUAUAUUAGAUUUAGAGAAUUUCCCUCCAAAAAUCACCGGACCCAGAUCGCACCACGUCUAUCGUGGUGUAUUUACCACUAUAGCAACCAACGUGUCAGACGCAAACGGUGACGCCAUCACGUGUCUGCUCGAGACAAAUGGUUCCACUUCCGGUAACCUUUCACAGGUUUCUGGUGAUGAGUGUCACGUUGGCAUUCUCAUCAAUUCCUUCUCCGAGGAGUUAAAUUUGAUGUUGAUAGCAAAGGACACCAAUGACGCCCGGAGCACCUACCAGCCUGUGAUAGAAUACUGUCCUUGUGAAAAUGGUGGCACAUGUGCAGCACUCACAGCUACUGAACUGGAAGAAACAUCUUCAUACUUUAUCGUCUUGGAAUGCACUUGUCCAGACAGUUACACGGGGACGUACUGCGAAAGUGAGAUGGACGCAUGCGCAGAGAACACAGAGCCCUGUUAUCCCGGGGUUCGUUGUCAAAAUGACCCCCCACCACGCAAUAUAACUGGGUACACGUGUGGACCUUGUCCUGAAGGUUAUUUAGGGGACGGGAUUACAUGCGACGAUUUAGACGAAUGUGUCAAUGGCAGUGAAUGUGACCAUAUCUGCAUCAACAUUCCGGGAUCAUACGCUUGCUCUUGUGACACGGGCUAUCAGUUGGUCGAUGAGGGGCGCUGUGACGAUGUAAAUGAAUGUGUCCCAGCCAGUGACUGCUCCCAGACUUGUAUUAACACGGAGGGUUCCUACACCUGUGGGUGUGAUGCCGCCUUUUCCCUCCAGGCUGACGGCAAAACUUGUGCUCCGACCACGGUUUGCACCAGUAAUAUCGGCUGUGAUCUGGUGAAUGGCUGGUGUUACGUAGAUUCAGCCGGAACCAAUAGGUGCAGUUGUAAGAAAGGCUACACUCUUACUGGAGGAACCCAGUGUAACGAUGAGAACGAAUGUUCUACUGGAGCGAACAAAUGUAACCAGAACUGUGUGAAUACUGAGGGCUCCUACAACUGCUAUUGUAAUGGAGGCUACACCAUGUCAGCUGAUGGCUUCACCUGCAAAGACAUAGAUGAAUGUAACCAGUUAGCCUGGGUGUGUAACUCUACGCAACUGUGUAUUAACAGUCCUGGUGGAUAUAGCUGUACCUGUCCUACAGGCACCGUGGAUAUCGGGGGCGAGUGUAGACAAUUGGCUGAUGACGUCAUGCCGGUCGCUGCGGAGACCAGGACUCCAAGCACAGCCGAGAGAGAGAACGCUGUUAAAAUGUCCGCUGAGAUGGAUAUAUCUCACUAUACGGUUGCCGUGGAUACGGCCGUUACUACAACGAUAGCUUCCGCGGCAACUACCUACUGCGCUGGCGGGAACUGUACUUUGAUACCAGGGAUAACAACAACGCGAAGAAAGAGAUCCACCUUCACCCCAACCUUUAGCUACAACUUCGUUCUGCGCGUGCCAGGUUACCCAGCGCAAUCUAGCGAUGACCCCACCUCCAUAGAUUUGGCCUAUUACGUGCUCACAAAAAACGGGGACAUACUGCCUGCCGCAGAUUUGGUUGCCGCCAUGCAGGACGCACAGACAGACCUUCAGAUCGCUCUAGGCAAUGUUGAUAUAACGCAGCUUGGGUUCCUGGUGGCAUCCGUCACUUCAAACGCCACAAACGCCACCACGCUACCUGUUAACGCCACGACGCCAGCUGAGGGCUUGAUUUCGUAUAGCGCGGAGGCAACGUCCUGGAUAUGGAGCGUGAUUGGUGGAAGCGUGCUGCUGUUUAUCAUUAUUGUCAUAAUAGUUACCGCUGUUUGUGUCAGAACGCACAAUGCACAAAAAUAUAUGACUGUGGGCACAAGUUCUGAGCCACAAACAGAUAACGGAAUAAAGGCCACCUACAGGAAAGCACCUCCAUCAAGCCCCAUGGUUAUGGAUGCCACUGUCCCUGCAGCCCAAAAAAUAAGACGACUGUCACAUUCUAAUACCAUGUUCGAGAAUGACAUAAAAGAGGAAGUGCCCCCGCCAAGCCGUACGCUGAGCAAUACUACUGAUCUCGCAUCCCAGAAAUUAAGACGGCUCUCACAUCCUGAUACCAUGUUCGAGAAUGCCAUAAAAGGGAAGGUACUCCCGCCAAUCACUUCGCUGAGCAAUACUACUGAUCUCGCAGUCCAGAAAGUAAGACGGCUCUCACAUCAUAACACCAUGUUCGAGAAUGCCAUAAAAAGGGAGGUACUCCCGCCAAUCCCUUCACUGAGCAAUACUACUGAUCUCGCAGCCCAGAAAGUAAGACGGCUCUCACAUCAUAACACCGUGUUCGACAAUGACAUAGAAGGGGAAGAACUCCCGCCGAGCCGUGCGCUUAGCAGUACUUCUGACCCUGCAGGCCACAAAGGCAGACGGAUGUCACACCCUACUGUCAUAACGAUCGAAAGUGACAGAAAGGGGGGGAAAGCCCCACCGAGCCCGACGCUGAGCAGUACGUCUGUCCCUGCCACCCAAAAGAGUGACGUAAACACAGAAGUUCUACCACCAAGCCCUACGUUAAGCAGUGCUAACGUUCCUGCAACCCACAAAGCUAGACGGCUAUCACACCCAAGCACCAUCUUCGAGAAUGACGUAAACUGGAGAGAAUCCACGCCGAGCCCUAUGGUUUGCCACGCCACCGCCCCUUCAAACCAGAAAGAUAGAUGGCCGUCACACCCUAUUAUCCAGUUGAUUUACAGUGACGUAGAUAGCAAGAGCGAUUCUAAAGACGAAAUUCAUCUUUCUGACGAUAAUAACAGUGAUGGUGGAAGGGGGCAACGCGAGAUUGGGCGAGAUUGUGAUGACAGGCAACACAGAGGUGCAGGACCAAGGGGUCAUGAUGAUUACCACCAUGGCGGACACGACGCUCUGUAUUAUGAUGAUCACAGUGGCCACGGCGACCGGAGUGAUGUAGACUAUGACGACUUCCGAGAUAACAAUAGAUGGCGCAGUUCAUCACGCGGAUCUCAUGAUUUUACCCCGCCUCCUGUCGCUAAAAAACGCAGCAAAUAUGGAAGACCCACCCAGGAGAACACAGGAGCUGUUGGGAGACAAGGGGCGCCACAUGAUAAUGCCCGUGAACCGCCAUUUCAGCCGCCAUUUCAGCCACGUAAGGCUUGGGGAAACGAGACAAAAUGAACAUGGUAUUUAGUUUUAAAAAUGUCAAUGUUUUUAGGACCCACGUUCUUGGUUUCAUGUAGUUAUACUUCCAGCAGCUCAUCAUAUGGUAAAAAUGCACAAGCACGCCGUGAGAACAGCGAUACGUUAUUGUGAAAUGAAGCCUGGCAAAAGGUUAUCAUCUUGAUUCAUAUACGUUGAUAAUAUACGUUUUUGCAUAUCAUUUGAUAAUACGGAAGAUCAAUGGAUGGAGGAUAGAGGAGAAUAACUGACAUUAAGGUCGUUUUUACUGCUGUAAUUAUAAGCCACCGUUAGAGUUUGAUCUAAGACAGUCUUACAUGUAAAUUAGAAAACGUGAUAUAUAAAUAUGCUUAUGGAUUAAUUGGUUAAAUUGAAGAAUUCCACUGUGCAUGUAUGUACAGUAUUUUAAGCCAAAAUGCCGUAUAAAUUGAAAAAUAUUUAUUCAAGAAAAUGUGAUUUAAAUAGCAUUAGAUCAUGAUUUUCAUUGUGUGUG